AUUCUACUGUCUUGCAUGCACCAGUCCAGGACGCGUCUCUGUUUCCGUAUUUCUAGGUGUUUUCUUCUUUUUCUUCUUCUUUUUCAUUUUCAUUUUUCUUUUCCUUGCUGAAGAUGGCCUUACCCUCCAGCUUGUGAUUCGGGAAACCUGUACCUACGCCAACCGGUCUCGCAUCUUGAAGGUGCUGGAGCCGUCGGUGAUACACCGGUCUCGGCACACCGCACAUAUUCUCCACAGCUUUGGCCACAACGUUGACUCACGUCAGAUCCGGGAUACGCAGUGACGGAACAAGAAGAGAUCAUUCGAUAGCGUAACCUCGCGAAUUUCGCACGCUAUUGCUGUCGAUCUUUGGACAGUCGGGCAGUGGAACAAGGCUCGAUGAGCCCCAAACCUCGAUCAAGACAGUGACCUAUCUGGCUUUUGCUGAUUAUAUUGCAACUUACAUCAACACAACACAAUCGGUCUGUGGCACAAAACCGGCACCAUGGGCGACGAUCGCAGCAUUCCUAUCAAGGCGUCUUCGAGCCACGACUUUGUCUCCCAGCUCAGCUCCUCGUUCCGCGUCGGUACACCACGGGCACAGGAAAUAUUGGCCAGGGAUCUGGCAGAGUGCUCAGACGAGGAACCGCCUGACGAGAACGACGACGACGCUGUCGGCUCCGCCUCCCAGUCCGAAUCAGAAGAGGGUCCUCUCCUCUACCGGCGUCCUAGCGGUGUUGCCUUUGGUACCUCUCGGCCCGUCAUGAACCCCCAGACACACGCAGUCGAAGAACCGCCGGCCCUCACCAGGGUCGAAAAGAAGCAGUCGCGCGAAGCAGAGCGGAGUCUUCUCCGGGAUAACCACAUCCUACCGCCCAAGAAUCCGAGGACGGACGAUGAGCCAUUCUACCGCCGCGCCUACAGACGCCUGUUCAGCACCAAAGUUCCUCUCGAGCCUCACGACGAGGAAGCGCCGCAGGUGGUCGUCUGCAGGCCCACCGAGUCGACACCUCUGCUGUCUGGUACUGCCCCGGCGCCAGGCGCUGAUGACCACGAGCACCUCAACGAGCAGUGGGAUGCGGCAGUCGCAACGGACCAGCUCCGCACAACGUGGCAGCGCGAGACCAAGACCAUUGUCCAGUAUGCCAGCCCGCUCAUCGUCACCUUCAUGCUGCAAUACUCAAUCAACGUCGUCGCCAUCUUCGCGGUCGGACGCAUCGGCAAGAUGGAGCUUGGCGCCGUGAGCCUGUCUUCCAUGACGGCCACCAUCACUGCCUACGCGCCUUUCCAGGGACUCGCGACGAGCCUCGACACCCUCUGCGCGCAGGCGUACGGUUCAGGUCACCGCCAUCUCGUCGGGCUCCAGUUCCAGCGCAUGACGUACUUCAUGCUUAUGUGUUUCGUCCCUAUCGCCGUUUUGUGGUUCUUUGCCGAGGCAGUGCUGAGCCUCAUCAUCCCGGAGCCCGAGUCGGCGCGGCUAGCGGGACAGUACCUGCGGGUGAUGAUCCUGGGCGGGCCGGCCUUUAUCUGCUUCGAAGGCGGGAAGCGGUUCGUGCAGGCGCAGGGUCUAUUCCAGGCGACAACGUGGGUACUCCUGGUUGCGGCACCCGUCAACAUCUUUCUGAACUGGCUGUUUGUCUGGAGGCUGGGAUGGGGUUUCAUCGGGGCUCCAGCCGCCGCCGUCUGCACGCAGAACCUUUUACCGCUGCUGCUGUUCCUCUACGUACGCUUCGUCAACGGGUACCAAUGCUGGGGCGGUUUCAGCAAGCGUGCUUUCACCAACUGGGGCCCCAUGCUUCGCCUGGCGCUGCCCGGCAUGGUCAUGAUCGAGGCCGAAUACAUGGCCUUUGAGGUCCUCACUUUGCUCUCAAGCCACUUUGGACCGUCGUAUCUCGCGGCGCAGAGUGUCGUGUUCACGCUGUGCUCCAUUACCUAUCAGAUUCCGUUUCCUGUGAGCAUCGCAGCGUCGACGCGAAUCGCAAACCUCAUUGGUGCCGGGCUGGUGGAUGCAGCCAAGACGACUGGCAAAGUGGCGUUCGUGGCGGCACUGAUUGUAGGCGUUUUCAACGUCAUCUUGUUUAGCAGCCUGCGGUUCCACCUGCCGCGACUGUUCACCAGCGACGAGGAGGUCAUCGCCAUCGUGGCUGACGUGCUCCCGCUGUGCGCGAUGAUGCAGGUAUUCGACGGCCUCAGCGCGGGAGCCCACGGGCUACUUCGCGGCAUCGGCCGCCCGGCCAUUGGCGGGUACGCCACCAUUUCGGUGUACUACUUCAUUGCUCUCCCUCUGUCUUUUGGGACGGCGUUUGGCCUAGGGUGGAAGCUUAAGGGCCUAUGGCUGGGUGUCACGAUUGGGCUUGUGUUGGUCUCAUUGAUUGAAUAUUCGUUUGUGUACUUUACCGACUGGCACAAGGCGGCCAAGGAGGCAGACGCGAGGAACCAGGCCGAGUAAAGCAAGAUAUCUUGGCUGGUGUUUUCUCUACGAUGCGUCAUCUGCAGAAGUAUUCACUUUGUCUGGGUACGAGAGUUAUGAUUUACCGUCGGUUGCUAAAAAGUAUACAUUGAAGCAUACCUGCGUGCAUGCAUAUAGCAAGCAAGGCAUGGAGGAACACUGCGUUUGCUUAUAUUGGAUGGUGUCGUAUUGCAUCUGAGAACGUCUAAAUCCCGGGG
Messenger RNA from Colletotrichum navitas, 2646 nucleotides. Its product is annotated as MATE efflux family protein. Lineage: Eukaryota; Fungi; Ascomycota; Sordariomycetes; Glomerellales; Glomerellaceae. Bases 485 to 2428 code for a protein of 647 amino acids. The transcript is spliced from 3 exons. Gene Ontology annotation, molecular function: antiporter activity; xenobiotic transmembrane transporter activity. Gene Ontology annotation, biological process: xenobiotic detoxification by transmembrane export across the plasma membrane. The record is from RefSeq and is a predicted model, not a curated record. Gene Ontology annotation, cellular component: membrane.